This is a messenger RNA of Aspergillus nomiae NRRL 13137, 426 nucleotides long. Its product is annotated as Erg28 family protein. Gene Ontology annotation, cellular component: endoplasmic reticulum; membrane. The coding region runs from base 1 to 426 and encodes 141 amino acids. Gene Ontology annotation, molecular function: protein-macromolecule adaptor activity. The record is from RefSeq and is a predicted model, not a curated record. Lineage: Eukaryota; Fungi; Ascomycota; Eurotiomycetes; Eurotiales; Aspergillaceae. The transcript is spliced from 2 exons.
AUGGCUGCUAUUCUCUCUUACUUGCCUCCUUUCGAGGGCUUUCUGCCCAAGUGGCUUUUCCUGGUCUCGGUAGUCUCUUCGGCGAACAGCCUUCAGGCGUACCGGUCGGACUCCUACACCGCGGAGCUUUACAAUGGACGAUCUGCUGAUGGUCGUCCGCUAACCAACCCCUUAUCCUCUCGCACUUUUGGCACCUGGACUUUCCUCUCCGCUGUGAUCCGAAUGUACGCAGCUUACAACAUCACGACUCCUGUGGCAUAUGACCUCGCUAUCUGGACUUUUGGAAUCGCCUUGGUACACUUUGUUGGCGAGUGGCUGGGUUUCGGUAGUGCCCAACUCAAGGGACGUUUCGUGAGCCCUCUUAUCGUUGCGUCGUCGACUCUGGCUUGGAUGGUGACCCAGAGGGAGCACUACCUCUCUGCUUAA